AUGUCUGCUCAGGCGGGAAAAUGGAAGGAGGAGCAGGUGCUCGUCAUCUGCCCCGGCAGCCAGACAACAAUGGCACAGCUGGGCUGCGGAGAGCUGACGCCGCCCGCCUACCGGUUCCCCACGCGCAUGUUCAAGGACGAGGACAGCGACGACUGGCAGCCGUACCACACCUACAAGAGGAAGAAGGCGACCGCGGUCAAUGGCAGUGCGAACGGGGUGGUGGCAGGUGGUGAUGCGCCGAAGAAAGAGGAGGAGGAGUAUGAGUAUAUCGAGGACCCAGACUCCACCGAGGGAGCUGUCUAUCCCAUCCAAGGCGGCCGCAUCGUCAACAUGGAUGCCUUCCUAGCCUUCCUCGACCACGUGCAUGGCACCCUAACCACCACCUACCACAACACGCCCAUCAUGCUCAUGGCCUCGCCGCAAUGGACGCGCCCUGACUGCGAGACCAUCUCGCGCUACAUAUUCGAGAAGACAAAGACCCCAUCGCUAUGCCUGAUUCACAGCGGUAUCGCCACGCAGUACGGCCUGAAGUGGUCUAACAUGACCGUGGUAGAUAUUGGCUUCGAGAAAGUCGACGUCACGUGUAUCUACGACAGCCGCGUCGUCAGCCACAAGGACCUGGGCUACCCCGGCGGCGAGCCCGGCCAGGAGGGCCCGCGGGCGAUCAGUGGCGGGGAGGUGUUCACGCGGAAACUGCAGCAGCUGCUGAAGGACAAGGACUUCUCGUACGAAAUGGCCGAGCAGCUCAAGAGGAGCCACAUCUGCGAGGUGCUGCCGUACGCGCCCGAUAGCCCACACCUCAUGGAGCUGCCCGAGGAGACGGCCUCGAGUCAGGUGCCAGUGGCGGCGGCGGCCCCUGCGAACCCGGCCUCCGCGGCGUCGGCGACGACGGUGGACGGGCCCAAAGUCAUAGAGCCGGCGCGCCAACCGGCGGCUCCCGGGGUGGACGAUGAUGACGAUGUUAAUGGCGAGACCAAGGGUGUCAAUGAGGACGGUGUGCUUGAUGUCGCUAGUAUCGUCACUAGCGGCCAGACGAAGGAAUUCUUGGCAAAGAAGGAAAAGGAAAAGCAAGAGAAGGCCAAGACGAGACAAAAAGGGAAGGGCCAGGAGGCGGCCGAUGCUGCGGCAAACAAGCCAGUCAGGUUACCAAACUCUAAGAGGCUCAAGAACAUCUUCCACUACGAGGAGAUCGUUCAAGAAGAUGCUCCAGCGCCCGCUCCUGCUCCUGCUGCUGUUCCGGCACCGAAGCAGAAUGGUGCCCCUAAGGAGGUGGACAUGAGCGACGCAGCACCACCCGCCGCACCAGCUGAUGGCGAUGCCCAACCAACGACCGAGGAGGGGCCCAAAAAAGAGGGCGCUGAAGAACAAGAGAAGCCGGUGGAGAAGCCCGCUGAGGAGCCCGCCGAACCGCCAAAGGAGCAGUCCAACGGAGAUGCAGUUAAAAUCGAUGCAUUCCUUCCACCUCCAGAUUCAACCGCUGUUGUGCCCUCAGAGCCAAUUUCGAGGCGCAUCCGUCGGGAUAUUGAGAUUGGUCUUGAGCGAUUCACAUUUGCGGACAGAGCAGAGAUUGAUCGAAUUGUCACAACUAUCUACCGAGCGGUGCAGGGAAUCGAGGAUAUGUACAUGCGUCCGUCGUGCUGGGAGAAUCUUGUCUUCGUCGGCAAUGGCUGCCGAGUUCGCGGACUCAAAGACAAUAUCAUACAGACUCUGCACGCGCGGCAUCUCAUCUCUCCUAGCACGGCGACGAUGUUCACCUCAGAACUCCCCUCCAACCUCGCCACGCCCUCAGGUACCGGCUCCCAGACCCCAACAGGCAGCUUCACCGCCCCGCCCCAUCAGUUGCCUACCUCUUCGUCCGUCAAUCCCCUCCUACAGGCCGCGACAACGGCAUCACUAGGCCUGCAGACGGCGGGCUCGAACGCAGGUGACGCGCCGCACUCGCACCACUUCCACAGCCAGACCCCGACGUCGAUCAAGCUGGCGCCGCUGCCAACGUACCUCAGCGAGUGGACCAAGAAUGGCUUCGAGGAGGCCAUGUUCCUCGGCGCGCAGGUUGCAGCGCGGUUGGCAUUUUGCGUUCACAACAUGGACGCGCAGGGCUUGGAGAGCCAGCGGAUGAUGAGCCUGAACAGAAUUGAUUAUAACGAACUGGGACCCAAGGGAAUCCGGACGCAUUCCAUGCUUGGUUAG
Phaeoacremonium minimum UCRPA7 is the source of this 2190-nucleotide messenger RNA. Its product is annotated as putative chromatin remodeling complex subunit protein. The transcript has 3 exons. NCBI's taxonomy places the organism in Eukaryota, Fungi, Ascomycota, Sordariomycetes, Togniniales, Togniniaceae. The record is from RefSeq and is a predicted model, not a curated record. The coding region runs from base 1 to 2190 and encodes 729 amino acids.